AUGGAUAGACAAGUUGCUCAGAUUGAGGCAUGGCUGGCUGAAGAUGAUAGCCGUGACGAUCUUUAUGACGAUUUCUCAAGUUCAGAUGAAGAAGACCAUCUUGAGGAGCAGUUUUCUGACUCAGCAUCAGAACAAGACGUCUCAGGUGAGGUUGAAUCUGUCAGUUCAGCUUCUGAAAGUGAAUCAGUUCAGAGCAGAAGACCUGGUGAUAUUUACCUUGGUGUGGAUAACACUGUCUGGACAAAGACAGCGCCUCUGAAUAGGGGAAGAACUAGGACCCAUAAUAUUGUUUUUGUGCCUCCGGGUGCUAAAGGAAUCGCACGUCAGAAAACUAGUCCUGCAGAUUGUAUGUCACUGUUUUUAGAUGAUAAUAUAAUUGAUCUCAUUACAAAAUACACUAAUAUAAAAAUUGAUUACAUGAAGGCUAAAUAUGUGAGAGAAAGGGAUAAAUCGUGUGAUAAAUUAUUUUAUAAUUAUUUUGUACAUAAAUAA
This is a messenger RNA of Parnassius apollo (apollo), 492 nucleotides long. The record is from the annotation of a GenBank genome assembly. NCBI's taxonomy places the organism in Eukaryota, Metazoa, Arthropoda, Insecta, Lepidoptera, Papilionidae.